This is a messenger RNA of Echinostoma caproni, 408 nucleotides long. NCBI's taxonomy places the organism in Eukaryota, Metazoa, Platyhelminthes, Trematoda, Plagiorchiida, Echinostomatidae. The record is from the annotation of a GenBank genome assembly.
AGGUCGCAUCUUCUCAGAAUGGCCUGUGUGGUUGCUGCUCGUUGCGCAUUUCUUGGAUCUCGUCGCUUUCCUUUAAUUUUAAGGAGCUUGUGCACAACAAAUCGCAUCUCAGAAUAUGCCGAACAGAAACUCGGUGAUAUUGUCUUUUUGGAACUUCCGGAAAAGGACCACGAGGUUCAUGCCCACGGUAGGCGUUGUGGUGUAGUGGAAUCUGUCAAAGCUGUUAGUGAAAUAUACUCCCCUGCCUCAGGGAAGGUUAUUGAAGUUAAUCCAGCACUGGAAGAUAAUACCGCUAUCAUAAAUAAAUCUCCAAUGGACGAGGGUGAAGAUACGCAUGAGCUGCUGUAUUUUGGUUUGUUCAGUUCAGCCCAGGUCGGUGUGGCCUCGGCUAAUGGCGAGCCCAGUUGA